AAAAGGAAUCAUCAUCAUCCUCGUCAUCAUUAAUAGCUAAAAAUAAGACUCUCUCUCUCUCUCUCUCUCUCUCUCUCUCUCUCUUGGUCUUUCUCUCUCACUAACUUUCUCUUCAUCUUCCAUUCUCACUCACGCACUCUACACGUACUUUUCAUCCUCAUCUCUGUGUUUCUCAUCAAGUCACUUUCACCAUCACUCAAACAUUUUUGGGUUUCCAUUCAUUUUUCAAUUCUAAUCCUUAAUCUUAAUGUAAUUUCUGUCUCCAAGUUUUACAUUUUUAUACAAACUGAUUAACUUAAUCAUCAUCGGAAGAUUCAACUGAUUCAAUUAGUGUUUGUAACAAUUUAAAUCUAAAUUUCACAAUCAAACAGUUUCAACGGUUUUCAUUGUAACCAUUUUGAUUUUUUUGCUUCCAUCAAACUUGAUACAAUUUAAUUGUUCUUGUUAUCAACUCAACUAAUUCCUGAAUAAUCAUCAAUUAAAGACAUUUCAGUUUUGUGAUUACAAUUUACAUAAAGAGCAAAAAUAAAUCAGCUGAUUGUUUAAUUGUUUCCAAUAUCAGUUGUUGUUGUUUUUUGUUUAUAUUUGUUUUUUUUGUGUCUCUCAUUCAAAAAUGGAUUUUGUUUACCAAACAAUAUUAAUUGUUACCAUUGUUUUGAUCAGUUUUUCAGAUCUUGGAUACUCUCAGAACUAUGAUUGUGCAGCUCAAAUACGUACAGUUGAACAAAGAUGCAAAGAGGAAGCAUUUGGUUGGAUCAACUAUUCAGGUAUUGGGAAGGAGUGUUGUCGUAAUAUCGCCUUGGAUCGAUGUAUGAGACAACGGGUUCCAAGAGAAUGUCAAACAUUGGCAGCUAAUUGGUUAUCUCCUGAGCUUAGAAAUUGGAUUUUCACUGCUUGUUCCAAUUUCAAUGAACGUCGUUGCGAAGAGCUUCUUUUCCACUGUAAUCGUCAACGAGAGGAAAGGAUUGCUGAUUGUACCAGAAUUGGAAAGAAAACUUGGUCUAGUGACAAUUUAAAGGAUCGAUGUUGUUUAAGUCAUAAUGUGGAAAAAUGUUUAAAAGGUCGUAACAUUGAUGAAUGUUAUGAUAAUUCAUAUUCUUUGGCUACAUAUUUAGCUCAAGGGCGAGAUUACAGAUUGAGACAAAGCUGCGAUGAAUUUGCUGACAUUUCCGCUUGCGAAGAAAAUACCUGGACAAUUGUUUUACUUGGAAUUUUGGUCCUUGUUCUGGCAAUUGUUUUAAUUGUUCUCUGCAUUUUCCUGGUUAUGUAUUGUCUUAAAAAACGACGAAGCAAAUAGGACAACAAGGCAACAAGAUGAUUACCUUUUUCUAUCCAAAAUUCAUAAUCUCUCUCUUGCUCUCUCUCUCUCUAAUUUCGACAACUAUUGAUAUAAAAUUUGAAUGUAACGGCAACAAUCAAAUGGGUCAAUCGAUGGUUUAACAAUCAAACUGGACAUAAUCACCCGUUAAUAUAAUAUUGUAAUAUUAUUGUAAUACAACCAAAGCUUAAACCAUCAACUACGAAUUCAUUUACUAUCAAUCCUUUUUAUCCUAAUCUACUUCUUACUUUUUUUCCUCUUUCAUCAUACCUUUUCUUUUUCGUUGAGAUUACCAACAAAAUGAUCAUAACUAAAUACCAUUAAUUGUUAUCCUUUUAACUCCAAUUAUCAUGAGAAAAAAAAAAUGUAAAGAAAAAUUUAUCUUUUGAUUAUUAAAAAUGAUCCAAAAGAUUUUCAAUCA
Panonychus citri (citrus red mite) is the source of this 1739-nucleotide messenger RNA. RefSeq lists its product as uncharacterized. The record is from RefSeq and is a predicted model, not a curated record. The transcript has 4 exons. The coding region runs from base 614 to 1297 and encodes 227 amino acids. Lineage: Eukaryota; Metazoa; Arthropoda; Arachnida; Trombidiformes; Tetranychidae.